Cuscuta campestris is the source of this 3785-nucleotide messenger RNA. The record is from the annotation of a GenBank genome assembly. Lineage: Eukaryota; Viridiplantae; Streptophyta; Magnoliopsida; Solanales; Convolvulaceae.
GGUAUAUCUUAGAGUUCUUCUAGAUAUCCUUAAUAAUCAUCAUCAAUUUCCAAGUGGGUAUAUCUUAGAGUUCUUCUAGAUAUCCUUAACUAUACACAUCAUUUUCUUAAUCAUCAAUAUAUUCAUUUUUUUAAUCAUUCAUAAUUAUUAUUUUAAUAAGAAUAUUCAUUAAAGUCUGAUAAUAAACAACAUCAAUAAUAAUCAUCACAAUAUCCAAUAACAAAUAGCGGCCUAACAUCGAGUGUUAACACAUAGCUUAUCGCCAUACAUGAUAUAAGACCUGGAAAUCGACGAUAUGAAGCUCAAUGAACGAACGCGAGCUAAAACAACGUUGGAAAUCAUAAAACUCGCUGCUUCCCGUCACCACUGUACCAGCCCCGGUUUUCGGGCGAUAUCUCUUUCGUUACUCAACGAAAUCGCGAACUGUUUGAAGCUAUGCUUUCGUAAGACAUAAGGCUACAACUUUCGUUUAGAACCCAGAUUAAAACAAUGACGUUUAGAGGGUGUAAAAGUGCUCACAAGUGGGCUGAUUUGCACUGGAAAUGUUUUCUUCAUUCAACUUCCCGGAGCAACUUCCGGCAAGAACCGUGGCUACCUCAGGUGACUUUAACAGCGGCGAUCACUUGCGGAUUGUUCUCCUACAACAAGGAGUAGAAUAGAAAAAAAAUGGGAGAGAAUGAUGGAGAUUUGAAGAAGAUGCAACCUCCUUAAAUAGGCCAAGAAUGAAGAAAGAGUUGUUAUUCAGUGAAACACUCCAUAUUCAUGGCGGUUUGACAUUCAUCAAAAACUUAUAAAAAAUGAACACAAGUUUAGUACAACAUCACCGUAAAGUGUGUUCCAACAAAAGGGAGAAGGAGCCCAAUAGGAGUAAAACAAUGACAAAAGCCCAAAAUAGGAGUGAGAAGAUUAAAUCCCCCAAAUAGGAGUCGCCGUUAGCCUGUCUCCGUUACCAGUAGCCGUCAAAGCCAAUCGAAUUACCCCGUUAGCCAUCAUUGGUUCUUCGAUCAGAGCGCCAAAUAGAAAAACCAGAUAAAUUCACAAUUCCUCUGCUUCACAAUUCAAUUGCUUCCCAAUUCACCUACUUCGCAUUGUAUCUUAAUCGGAGAAGAUGACGGACGAAGAGGACACUCGAUCGGAUGAAAUUGCUGAUGAAGAUAAGCGACCUGCGACAAAGCAAAUGGCGAAGCGACCGAAGGUAUCACGUAAAUUUGUGAAGAAAGGUGAUACAGCACAGCCUAAAGAUGGAGGAAUUAACACUUAUUGUAAUGUGCUUGAGACCGUACGUAGAAUUAAAGGCGUGUUGAGAAAGGAGGAGCUUGAAGUCUUUAGAGGCACGGUUUUUGGAAAACUGUUGGAUGUUCCUGAAGUAUCACGUAAAUUUGUGAAGAAAGGUGAUACAGCACAGCCUAAAGAUGGAGGAAUUAACACUUAUUGUAAUGUGCUUGAGACCGUACGUAGAAUUAAAGGCGUGUUGAGAAAGGAGGAGCUUGAAGUCUUUAGAGGCACGGUUUUUGGAAAACUGUUGGAUGUUCCUGAAGUUAGAUGGAUUAGUAAUGGGCUCUUAGUUGGUCUGUUAGAAAGGUACAAGUUACCAAAGCAAGGAAUAACUGGAUGUAAAGAAAUGAAGUUCAAAAUAAAGGGGAGAAAAGUCUUGUUCACAAAGCCAGAGUUUGAACUUAUUGCAGGACUGGGAAGCGGAGGGAAUAGGAUAACAUUGAAUGAUGAAAGGUUGGGUGACUUCGGGUUAAGGUAUUUCAAUACGGGAAAAUUUGUUCAGCGAUGUCAUAUUACGGAUGCACUGCUGCAACACAACAGAGAUGACCCCGGAGUAGAAACUGAUGAUGUUGUAAAGCUAGCAUUGCUGCAUCUGUUGGGCAAUGUUAUGUUUGGGCACCAGUCAUGUGAAAGCCAAGGGAAAGUGCUGAAGAUGAUCCUUGAGCAAUUAGAAAGACAAAAGGGAGAUGAUACAGAGGAGAGGGGUUUUAAAAAGAUAGAUGAUGAAAUUGUCAAUGAGAAUGUUGAGAGUGAAGACAUGGAAAAUAAAAACAUGGGGAAGGAUACUAUUUUGGAAGAAGAUGGCACUGACCAUGGAGAUGUGGGAAAGGAUGGCACUUCCAGACAUGAUGACAAUGAUCUUGGUCAUGUUGACACCAUAGUCAUUAAUGAGGGAGAUGAUAAAAUCAAAGAAGGUAUGAGAGAUGAAAGAAGCAUUGAGACUUUGCCUAAGUUGUCUGAAACACAGUUCAGUGAUCAGUUCUUUGAACAAAUGGACAAAGAAGUGAAUGCUAUUUUGAAAGGCACAAUUGAAGGAAAUAUCUUUGAGAAGGAAGGUGGAUCUGAUAUGGAGCCCGCAGCUAAUGCGAAUUUCGAGAAAGUGCAGAUGGAUUCUACAAUUGAUGAACAAGGAAUCACUUUGCCUGAAGAGGGGAUGGAUAUAAAAGGGAAAUGUAUGGAUGUGGAUGUUGCAACUAAAGAGCUUGUUGAGCAUGUGAAAAUGGAUACGAUAAUUGAUGCACGACCAAUAAGUGAAUACAAUGGAAAUGCUGAAAAUGAAGCCCCUUGUGUGCAGACACAUAAGAGUAAGAGGCAAACUAAAGAGCCCCAAAAGCUCUCACUUUCAGGGCGAAAGGUGCAAAAGAAGACACAUAAAAUGAAGGAAGCUGUGAAGAGCAAGUUUGAAGUAACUCUGAGUCAAAUGGAAGUCGUGAUUGGACCAUUCAGCCUGAACCCUAAGGAAAUGCCCCCACAAGAAGAUAUUGAUAAACUUAAGACAUUCCUUGAAUGUGGAGUGUUGAAGAGGAAGGCCAGAACAAGAGUCAGAAAGAUUUAUACAAAAGGAGAAGAAAACAUGACAAAGAAGCCUAUCCAUAUGGAGGUUGGCAUGUUUUACUUGGAGGUGAAAAGAUUCAACUACAAGCUCACACAAACAUACUCAACUGUGACACCUUUUUUCCUGGAAUGUCUUAAGCGGCAUCAAGACGAUAUUGACAAGAAAAUUAAAACCAAAGAAGAUGUUGGAAGCGUUUCAAACUUGACAGUUGAAGUGUUUGGUUUUGCAAGAAAGUGUGCUUUCCCAUGGGCCCGAUCAGAUUUUGUAUAUAUGCCACUGAAUACUGGGGGGCAUUGGGUGCUGCUAGUGUUAGCGGUGGAGUCCAAAAUAGUAUGGGUUUAUAAUUCAAAGGGAGGGAGAUCUCUUAAAGACAUUGCUGAAUAUAGUAUUUGCAUCAAAUGCCUUCUACCCAAGUUAAUAGAUUUGUGUGAUGUCUACAUUAAUCAUCCUACUGGACCAAUGGGAGACAACAAGCUUGAUUUGAAGGCUGCAGAUUUUUGCCCAAAACAGACUGAUGCUGGGAGUUGUCGUAUGUUUGUGCUUAAAAUUGCAGAGUACCUCAUGAUGGAUAUGGACAUUAGGGACAUUCGUACAGAUCAGAUGGCAGCAUAUAGGAUGAAGAUGGCUACAGAGCUAGUUCGAUUUGCAGAGUCAAAUAUGGCUGCAAAGGAGUGACUAUAAAACAUAUUGAUGUUAUUAUCUAUUUUGUGUAUUGAGCUGGUUGAAAAUUCUAUUGCUAUUUUUGCUUUGUAUGAUGAAACCUUUGGUGUAUGACAACAAUGCAUAUGGUCAGUGAUGGUCAUUGGCAUAUUGCAUUGUGACUUAGUUUCAUUCUGUACUAGAAUUCUGUGUUUGGGCACAUGUGCCUUUGUUGUGUUUUGAAGUAAUGUGAAAGUGAAACUGUUGAAAUUGUGUUGUGUUAAACGUGUUUUUUAAAUCAAUUCUAGUGAAAUAA